Molecule: messenger RNA, 4040 nt
Organism: Schistocerca piceifrons (Central American locust)
Lineage: Eukaryota; Metazoa; Arthropoda; Insecta; Orthoptera; Acrididae
Product: zinc finger protein 37 homolog
Exons: 9
Coding region: 38-2635 (865 amino acids)
Source: RefSeq, a predicted model, not a curated record
AAUGUAUCGCUGAAAUGAAAAGUCAGUGUAUAAGAAAAUGUUUAACGAAAAUGCUUUUGAAAAUGGGGGGUACCAAAGCAUGUCUGGCAUCCAGACAUCACCUGAAGAAAUGGAUGAAAGAUAUAUUAGUACUGGCAGCGGUUCUGGUGCUCUCCUGGAAUUACUUGCUGAAGUGGCAUCUCAGAAACUCCGUUCUGAUCCUAGUGUUAAAUGCACUAAUACAGCUGAGCCACGCAUUUCUCCUAGAAAUAUUAUUCAGAAGGGCAAAUCCUACAUUAAGAAGAAGCGUACAUCACAUAGAGGACGAAGUCAUGGUGUCGUGGAUGUAGAAUAUGUUAAAGCAUUGACUGCAAACCAGCUCAUCAAAACAUUUUCUGAAUUUGAUGGGGAUGAGAUGAAAAGAAUGUUCACCUACAAAUGUACAUUUGACCCUCCGCACUGCAAUAAACAUUUUGCAAGUUUUGGAAGUGAAGGCAAAGCACGGCAGCAAUUAAAGAUUCAUUUGUUAGAACAUGUGAAAAAGUUGGAGAAAAAUGAAUGUGAAAAAUAUUUUUCAUCAAAUGUACGUGAUACUGAAUACACACAAGUAGCUGCCAAGUUAAAGGCUGAAACCUUUAAAAGAACAUUCCAUAAAGAAGACAUAUGUGAUGAGAAUGAUAGCAGUUUGUCAAACAAAGAGCCUGGAAGAUGCAUCGAAAAUAAUGCAAUUAAUACAUAUGUGCUUAGUCCCAAUUCUUUGAGAGAAAACAAUGUCAUAAAGAGGGAAAAAGCCACCAGUUGCUGUACUGCAGAUGCCCCUCAGAGAACUGAAUUGGCUGAGAAGUCUUUAUAUGCUAGCAACCACGAUAAUGAAAAGGAGCUAAUACACGAUAAAAUUUACAAUGAACAUAAUUACACAACAUUUGGUGCUAAGUUUUGUAAUGCAUCUCCAGACAUACAUAAUUCAGUUAAAAAUGAAGGAAUGAAACUAGAAGAUUCAGAUGAAAAUUGUGCUCAGCAGGGAGACACAUCAUUGGACAAUAUGCAGUCAAAGUGCCUUGGGAAACUUGCUGAAUCUGAUGUUUGUGAUAUGGUAACAGUGAGUCUAACAGGAAAGAAUCACUUUAAUUCCUCCCAGUUGCCAUGUGUUGGGCAAGAAGUGGAUGUGAGCACUUGUGUAUCACUGAAAAAUACAGAACCAGGGUGUCAUUUCAUUUUGCACAACAAAUCCGAAAAAUUUGAGGCAAAGACUGCAACAUUCAGGGAAGUCAAUAAGAAUGUUGAGAGAGAUGAAUAUCGUUUAAAGAAGAAACCAAAAGGGAAAGCAAAAUUUAUUGGGCAGUCAAAAGCAGAAAAGGAAAUGGCUAUCCAAAUGAUUGAUUCAAUGAAGCGCAAAGAAAAUGUUGUUGAAUCAUUAGAGUGCCACAUCUGCAACCCUCCACGAACAUUCACUGCUCCUACAACACUUAUCAGUCAUUACAGGAGCCAUGCAGGUAUAAAACCAUAUGAAUGUAGGCUAUGCCGUUCUGUCUUUACGCGCCAACAUAGCCUCAACUAUCAUAUGCUAAUUCACACCAACCAGACGCGUUUCACCUGUGGGGACUGUGGUCGCAAAUUUCGACAUCCCUCGCAUUUCAAGGAGCAUAGGAGGCGGCACACAGGAGAGUCACCAUAUGAAUGCUCUGACUGCAUGCUCAGGUUCAAGACACGAAAUACUUAUAAGCGGCACUUGAAAACACGUCAUGGUAAAGUUUUAACAACUUCAGGAGGUUUAAUUGUUCUCUCGGAGGAGGAGUUCAAGAGUGUGAGAACAUCACCUCGUUCAGUUGAUUCAAAUAACAAGAGCACCGCUAGGAAAAAUUUGCUGAAGGGAAAAGUUCUUACUAAAUUUAGUUCAAAAAAGAAAAAUGUAGAGCAGGGUGGAGAAGACCGUAAAGAAAAUAAAUGUAUUACUCGCAGCUUUACAGAGGAAAAUGAAUCACCAAGGCAUUGUGAAGUGGGAGACAAUUCAGAUAUGGGAAAAUACAGAAAUUGUGAAAUGGAUUACUUAGAAAACAGCAGUGAUUCAAAUGAUGAUGAGAGGCAGCAUUCAAAAUACUUUCCUUUUGAUGUUGUGGAAGUAGCAAUGAGGCAGAGUAAUAUUUCAUUUAUGGAAGACAAAUCUGAUAAUUCAAAUGAUGCAGAUGCCAUUUCUGAAAAAGAAUUUGAUUCACAGAAGUCUAGGGACUGUAUUAAAUCAGAUAGUUAUUUGGAAGAAUCAGUGGGCACACUGAAUGUUACUGUUAAAGAAACAUAUGAGUCUGAUGAUAAAAAGGAUGAACAGUUCCAGAAAGACGUGAGUAAUGUGGAAAAAGCAACAUUCCUUGCUGGAAACAGUAAGUGUAUUGCACAGUUGUUGCCACAGCCCCCUGCUGAACCUCUUCUUGUUACUAAUAGUGUAGCACUGAGUCCAGUUUUUAUAGAAACACUUUUUCCAGACGAGCAGACUGUAAGUUCUAAGCUGAAAGACAAUCAUUCUUCAUCAAGUGUUCUUACUGUAAUCAGACGACAGCACUGUGAAAACAGUUCCCAGUGGAGAAACAGAUCAGAAUCAAAACAUUUAUCACAUGAAAGCAAUGAGGGCCGCACUGUAGUAGUUGUUGCAAACACUUCUUAGAAAAUAUAAUCUUGGUUGAAGCAGUCUUGACGGCUUUCAAACGUUCAGACGAUGGCUGUGUUUUCAGAUUUGAUAGCACAAAUCUUUGGGAUCUUUUUUACACCUCAGUGUAUUCUUGGAGAAUUCUUUUGCAUCACAAACGCCAAUAUUCUGAUAAAAUGCUAUAGAAGGCAACAGAAUAUUCACAUAGAAUGCUCAUUUGAAGAAACUAUUUUUACAAAGAUCUUUGAAUUAAAAACAAAUGUCACAAUUUGUAAUUGGAGCAAAAUAUAGAUAGAUUUAAACUUUAAUGGCAGUUUGAACAAAGAUGAUUAUUACCUACAUUACAAAAUUUUAACUUUGUUAUUAGUUCCCAUAAGAAACUUGUGUAUAAUUUAUUUUAUUUAAGGUGCCCUUCUGUUAAUAUAUUAGAGUGACUUACAAAACUUGCUGAAGUGGAAGCAUCAUGACAAGACGUCUACUGUUGACAAAAUCAAGCUUUAGCUUUAGGUUAUGUAUGUAUAAGUAUGUAGCAUUUUAGUGCCAAAGCUAUAAUUUGUUUCACAAAAUUUGGUUAGCAGUUUUUCCUUUGUGAGUGCAAGUAUGAAAAAGCAUUCACCUAUUUACUGUUAAUCACAGCACGUAACAUUUUGUUCAAGUAAUUUCUGUUCAUUAUUUAGUAAUAUUUCUUAUAUCUUUCAAGAGUUUAUCCAACUCUAAACCUUCAUGUUCUUGCAUACAACUGUGAUUUUUUGUUGUUGUAUCACAUGAAAAAUAUUUUGUUGAAAAGAAAGUGCAUUUAAGAAUUUAGCUCUGAAAGACUUUUUCAUAACUUGUAGUUUGUGUAAGAUGAACAAAAAUAUAAUUUUUAAAAUAUUUGCAUUUUUUAAUAUAUGUGAGUAAGUUUUUAAUGAAAUGUUUGUAUUUUGAUACAAAUUUAAUUUUGCUUAAGAACAAACUUGAAACAUAAGAUUCAUAAUGUUUGCUUUGAAUAUCUUGUAAAACUUUAUAUGCAUUUAUAUUACACUAUUACAAGACUGACUGUUGAUCGACAGCGUUAAGAAAGUGAUGAUUAUUUCAGUAAUGUUCUCCUGCAAUUUGAAAGGUGACAGGUAACACUAGUAACACAGAUUUUGAUUGAAGAUUCAGAAGUAAGUUUUGGAUUGUGUAUUUUAAUACUCUGUCGUAUCACAUGCACUGAAUGACUAUACAAAUGAUUUGAGAUUGACUUAAAAUUUUCUGCUCCAUGAAUAACUUGAAAAUCACAACAAAUACUUUUUCUGACAAUGUGAUGGUUAUUUGUUAGACUUUUAUGCAGCAUUACUGUAUUUUUUUAUUGAAGUGUAAAGGUAGAGGUCUUCCAGAAAUACCAGUUUCUAAAAAUUCCAUGGACUUUGUAGAAAAAAUAUACAAAGAUAAAAUUAAA